AUGGGCUAUGACACAACUGGUGACGAUUAUAAGAUCAUUAUGAUUAGCAUAGGUAGGCCUACUCGUGCAAAAAUAUCCAGUGAAAUCCUAGCGCUAAAAAGUGGUUCCUGGAGAAGUAGUGAAUAUCCAACUGGCAUUCACCGUUUGACUGGUUUUUACGAUACUGGUAUGGAUUAUUUGGCAUUUGUACAUGGAGCAUUCCAUUGGGUUGGCUUGUCACGAUAUUAUACUAUUGUUUCAUUUAAUAUUUCAAAUGAGGUGUACGGAGUGAUACAGUUGCUGGAGCAAAUGUGCUAUAAUUUAGAGAGAGAAACUACGGAGAAAAGCGAUAUUGGGCUUUCAAUAUUGGAAGGAAUGCUUUGCUUUUAUUCUACAUAUAAUAGAGGGGUGGGCAACUUUAACUUGUGGGUAAUGAAAGACUAUGGUGUUAAGGAAUCUUGGACGGUAUUGCUUACAAUUCAAGAUUCUAAUCUUUAUUCACUUAGACCAAGAUACAGGUAUGCGGAUGGUGAAGUGCUACUACGCUGUAGGCCUCUACAACAUCUUUAUGUUGUUGAAUAUACGACAUCCAAGGGACCAUUUGGAUUAUGCCUUUCAAAGAAUGUUCUAUAA
Molecule: messenger RNA, 612 nt
Organism: Lycium ferocissimum
Lineage: Eukaryota; Viridiplantae; Streptophyta; Magnoliopsida; Solanales; Solanaceae
Product: F-box protein CPR1-like
Exons: 1
Coding region: 1-612 (203 amino acids)
Source: RefSeq, a predicted model, not a curated record